This is a messenger RNA of Homarus americanus (American lobster), 3645 nucleotides long. RefSeq names its product regulator of nonsense transcripts 3B-like. Gene Ontology annotation, biological process: positive regulation of translation; nuclear-transcribed mRNA catabolic process, nonsense-mediated decay. Gene Ontology annotation, cellular component: cytoplasm; nucleolus. Gene Ontology annotation, molecular function: mRNA binding. Lineage: Eukaryota; Metazoa; Arthropoda; Malacostraca; Decapoda; Nephropidae. The coding region runs from base 72 to 2042 and encodes 656 amino acids. The transcript has 7 exons. The record is from RefSeq and is a predicted model, not a curated record.
GAGUAAAGGUAAACACUGAUCAACUCCCUGACAACCUUUCUGACGUAGUGAUAGUUAUAAUAGUGUUCCCCAUGACAGUCAAGACUAACGAGGCAUCAAGAAGAGAAGGAUCUAAGAGCUACAAUGAAGGCCUUACAAAGAGGUCAACAGACAACAGGCAGAAUGUCAAGAAUAAGAAAGAGAAGACCAAUACGCCUCUUACCAAGGUGGUGCUACGUCGACUUCCCCCGAACAUGACAGAGGAGGAGUUUCUUGAGGCUGUGUCUCCCAUGCCAGAACAUGACUACUUCAACUUCGCCACUGCUGACUACGCCCUUGGUCCCAAUGGAUAUACCCGAGCUUAUAUUAACUUCAAGAAUGUGGAUGAUGUCUUCACAUUCAGAGACAAGUUUGAUGGCUAUGUAUUUGUUGAUCAGAAAGGGAAUGAACAUCCUGCCAUGGUGGAAUUUGCUCCCUUUCAAAAGAUACCAAAACGCACCAGUGGAAAGAAGAGAGAUGCAAGAUGCGGAACCAUUGAUCAUGACCCAGAUUUCCUCGCCUUCUUGGAGACUAUCACUAACCCUGUAACUGUGACACUCCCGCCAAUGGAGGCUGUGCUUGAGGAGAUUCAGGCACAAGAUAGGGAGUUAAAGGCAAACAAUGGAGUGAUGAAAAUCAAGACGCCUCUUCUUGAGUUUAUUGAACUAAAAAAAGCAGAGAAAUUGAGAAGUAAAGAAGAGAAAAAAGAAGAGAGGAGAAGAAAAGAAUUUGAAAGAAAAAAGGCAAGAGAAGAGGAUAAAAGAAAGAAGAAAGAUGUGAAGGACCACAGGGACAUAAAGAAGAAGGAGGACACAAAGGAUGACAGCUCGGUGAAGGUAUUGCGACCAGAAAGAAUUAGGGAGGAUUAUACCACUGAGGUAAAGAUGUCAAGGAAAGUAGAAAGGUAUGAAAAAGAGAAACAAAGAAGAAUUGAAGAAGAUAGGCAAAAGAGAGAGCGAGAAAAAGGAAGGUUAAUGAAAAAAGAAAAGGAAAAAGAAAGAGAAGACAGGAUGAGAAGACAUGAAGAAAAGAUAAAGGUGAAGGAGGAAGAGAGAGUAAGACAGAGAGAGGAAAUAAAGGAAGAGUGGCAGGAUGAGAAAAGUCAUGUGAACAAACCUGAAGGGGCAAAAUCUAAACGUUACAGUGAAGGACGUAGAAAGGAAGAGAGAGAGAGGGAAAGAAGAAUGAAGGAAGAAAAAGAUAGAGAAAAAAAAAGUAAAGAUGAUAUUGAGAGGGAAGUUAAGACAAAGGAUGUAGAAGAAAUUGAUAAUGAAAGAGUUACAGUGUCAACAGAACCUAUGGAAGUGUUAGAAGCACAGGACUCCCAGCAAGAGAAGAGUGAGGAGGGGAUCUUGAACGAUGACACCAACCAAGAAGAAACUGGUAAAGAACCACAGGAAAGAGAUGAAACUUUUGAAGAGAAACCUACUCGCAAGAAAAGAGAGAAAGAUCCAAGAAUGGAAAGAAGGAUAAGAAAUAAGGAUCGUCCAGCAAUGGCUCUCUACAGACCAGGGCAAUCUCGACUUAGUAGUCGGAUGCGUCAAGACCGAGAGGAAGGUGCAGAAACAUCCUCAUCUAGUCCCAGUCCUGUCAUGCCUUCAGGGGACCCCAAAAAGUACCACUCUCAGUCAAAAAAAGAAGGUUCUGAUACCCAAAGAGAUACAGCGAACUCCAAAGAAGGAUCUGUAGAAUCCAGAAGUGACUCUGUGGACUUUGAGCAAGAGUAUUCGAAGUCUAAGGAAGAGAGGGGUAGGGAUAGCCAGGUGGGUAAUAAGAGUUUUAGGGAGAGCAGGAUGAAGAGUAACGAAACCAAUAGUGAGAGGUACUAUAAAUUAAAUGAAGGAAAGAGUAGAGGUCACCACACAGGACGCAAGAGAGGAACAGAGGAUGACAUUGAGGUACGAGAUGGUGCCCAUGGUGAGCAAGAUGCUGAGAUGGGAGACAUUUCAGAUGUGGCUGAUGAUAUGAAGAAAUUCCCUGGAGUGAAGACCAUGACUUUCAGAAGGAGUGUCAGCCGAGAGUAGGAUGCUGCAGUGCUCUCUCUAUAGCUUUAUUUCCUCAUGAUCAUCUUAUCUCAGAGAAUAUGUUCAAAUUUUAUUACACUGUAGACAGUCAUUUAUACUGAUACAUCAAUUAGAAUGGUAUUUGUAAAUAGUAUGAUUUACAGCAACCAUUUAUUUUAUGGCCUUUGGUUCAUUACUAAACGACUUGUGUGACAUACUUGCUCUGAACUCCCCUGGGGAAUAUUUACAUCAAAAGGCAAGGAAACUGUUCAACACAAAUGAGUUAGUGGUUACUUAUAAGGUAAUUCUUACCAGGUAAAUCAGUGGAUAGCAAAGGCAAAAUCUCAACCAUGAUCUUCAGUAAAAGUUUCUUUGCAAAGACCACGAGUUGAGCAGUCACUGCAGUCACUUGGGUGAAUCCACUAUCAUGUUAUGUGCUUUGAACAUUUCUAAUGUAAACUUGGGUUUCUGAAGUUCAGCCCUCACUUUUUCCCUACCCUCAGGGUAUCUGAGCUAAGUUUAUUUUCUGUCCUUAUUUGGGAAGAUUUGUUUUUGUAAUGUAUAUUUCUGUAUGUGUUUUGUGCUUUACAUACAGUAAGGUUCUGUUAAACCAGUAACAGAUGAAUGAGAAUUCGGUUUACAAGCUUAGUGUUUUAGGGUAUGAAAAUUCAAUUAACAAAUUUUUAUUUGAUUCAGUGAAUAAAGUACUCAUGAAUCAACUCUCAUUAGUCACUGCUUUUUCAUCUGCACUGCAUUGUGAUCUAGGCAGAUGCUCACCUGUGAGAUGUUGCUUUCUCUCCAAUAAAUAGUAAUAUUUUUGUAACGAAUGGGUAGUAAGCAUGAAUUUAUUACAUCUAUCCUCGAAAUUCACAGGGGUUAGGGACCAGACAAGUGCUGUGAUAGGCAAAUCUGCAAUAAGUCAACUAUCUAAGGGGAAAAAUAUGGUUUCAUCCCAAGACCCCCAAGCUGCCUCCCCAUAACCAACCUAAAUAGCCCCCCAAGACUAUUAAACACAUUAACACAUAACCAUACAUGCUGUGUUAGUCUUUACAUUUAUCUUAUCAGCCUUAUUUUGAGGUGAAUAAACACAUCUUUGGCAUUUACUGGGGUCUGGGGCAGCCUUCUUUUUAUGCACUGGUGGUAUGAUGCAGGGAUGUAAUAUAUACCCCCCAAAAUUCUGGCUAAAACAGUCAAAGAGGCAUGACCGAUCAAGAAAGCAGUUAAAAUCAAUAACAAACCCAGGAACCAGUGCAUUGUGGGUAAUGUCGCUUCUCUCUGCUGCCAUCUCUUGCUGAAUGCAGACUACCAUCGCUGACCUGUGAUAACAAUAUAUUGGGUCACAAUUGAGGUUUUGGGUUGAAAAUUUUGGGCUGGAACACAUCUCGGCUUUUAUCAUGGGAUCCUAGGGGUAAAUGACUCCUGUUGAAUGAGAAAUAACAUAAUGAGCACUUUUUAGGAACAUGUAUCACUCAUUAUGCUGGCCCUUACUGUAUUUGUGUCUAUAUAUACUGUAUGUGUAUAUAAUCAUCAUCUAUUUAAGUCUUAAAACACACUUGAGGAUAACUUAUCGCUGUAUCAUAAUGGAAAUUAGUUUGGAUAUUAAAGAUUAUUCUAUUUCAUUUAA